Molecule: messenger RNA, 903 nt
Organism: Cadophora gregata
Lineage: Eukaryota; Fungi; Ascomycota; Leotiomycetes; Helotiales; Ploettnerulaceae
Exons: 3
Coding region: 99-560 (153 amino acids)
Source: RefSeq, a predicted model, not a curated record
GGUCAGAGCCGGGCGGACCUGCAUGAGCCACCUAUGCCCUAGAUUCAAGGCCUCAACAGCUCCAGCUGCAAGCCAGAGCUACACUUAAGACCUCAAGCAUGAACUUGGAGUCCAUCACCUCCCAAGAUCACACAACAACCACCAUGUUUCGUCCAACUUCCAUUCUCCGCGCAGCCCAAUCCCCAAUUACCCCGCCAUUCAAUAUCUACACCAACCCUUAUAAAGCGACCCGUCUCUGGCCCCUGGACUUCUCAAAGAUAGACCGCAAACACCAAUUCAGACUCGAAAGGAAAUACAAGAGGCGGGCGAAACUAAAGUGGGCGAGGCCGAGGUGGACAAAGUUCGUGAAGGUUGCGCAGAUGGGGAGUAUUGUUUUUAUCGCGGUUUAUGGUGUAUUGUUUUUGGACUGGAAUUCACAGGGGAAUCCUGAGCACAAGCCUUUUGAAGGGAUCCGGUCUUGGUUCUUUGGGUUAACGGACUCGAUAUGGACGAAAGAUCAGGUGAGGAGGAAACCGAAUUCGGAAGAGACGAUAUCUACGCCUACGAGUACUGCGAGGUGAGAAAAUCAUGGAGUUCGUGUAUGACUACGAUGGACAUCUGCAUCAACAUAGAAGCAUAGGCGUUUGGUGUUGGUAUCAACAUACCUUUUGAAGGUUCGAGCAUUUGUUGUGGAGGAAGAUACUUGACAGUUUCAAGGCUGUCCACAAUCAGACGAAAGAUUGAAGGCAUAUAGCCUUCCCAGAACACGGGAUCAUAAACGUCCAAGAGAGGGCUUGUACAUGCACAGGCAGCGGAAGGCUGGUCACUGGUUUGCAACCAGAAAUGGAAUCGCCGCUCCGACAUAGUAGGGCUCGCUAGACUAUUGUUUCUGAGUAUAAUAUUCGGACCUCCAAGCCGACCACU